Molecule: messenger RNA, 6791 nt
Organism: Anguilla anguilla (European eel)
Lineage: Eukaryota; Metazoa; Chordata; Actinopteri; Anguilliformes; Anguillidae
Gene: znf407
Product: zinc finger protein 407
Exons: 10
Coding region: 170-5356 (1728 amino acids)
Biological process (GO): regulation of DNA-templated transcription
Molecular function (GO): zinc ion binding; RNA polymerase II cis-regulatory region sequence-specific DNA binding; DNA-binding transcription factor activity, RNA polymerase II-specific
Source: RefSeq, a predicted model, not a curated record
GAGUGACGUAACGUACAACUCGGUCUACGGCACGCCACUUGUGAGCAAGAGCAUAACGACGGGACGCGGGAAGAGCCGAGGUAUUUGCAGGAAAACAGAUCAAUCUCUACAGAAAUCUGAAGCAGAAUCCUGGCCACUUUUUAUUUUCAAAGAAAGAAAGGACAGUGAAAUGGAUAAACUGAAGAAUAAAAGGAAGCUAAGGUCAGGGAAGGAGACUGACAAGGACGAGGAGGCUGAAGAGGUUAAAGGAAGUAGUGGAGCUCCACCGACAGCAAAAAAGGUCAGGGGUGAUGACGUCACUGGGGCACAGAAGGGCAAGGAUGGUACUUCCACUGAGGAGGAGGCGGAGCCUGGAAAAACACGCAGUCAGGAAGAAGAUGCAGUUAUUGAGCGGCAUGCUGGUGGAGGUGCUGGCCAAGCAGCCAGCGAGGGUCGCGUUUGCUCCCUCUGCGGUUUUGUGGCCAAAACCCCCACUGCCUUGAAGGUACACACCAAGAGGAAACACUUUGGGGAAGGGGUGAGUACUGGGAAACCUGAGUUAACUAGAAACAUCAAGCAGGAUGGAGGAAGUGAGAAGUUUGAAACGCCAGAGACAAAUAUCACUGACCUUACAGAAGAACGCGUCAAAGUGAUGGAUAAGGAAAAACAGGUGAUCACCUCAAAUAGUAGUCUGCAUGAAGGUGCAUCUCCUUACCAGGCAGAUUCCUUUAAGGGAGAACAGCUUCAGAGUAAGAGCAAUGCAGCUGAGGAACAGGUUGAGAACAUCCCACCAUCCAAGUGUGAAGAAGCUGGAGAAGAUGAUAGCUCAAAAUCAGAAAGGGAUGUUGCUGGCAAAGAUACCUUACUGGCUGACAAAAGAGCAUUGGGUCUCCAGGCAAGCAUGGAGGAUGAGGGCAGAGUUGAAGAACUUCCUGAAGCAGAGGAGAAGAAAGUCCAUGUAAAAACGAGAGCAAAACGAAGUAAUCAUGGUACAAGUCAGAGCGAAGACACCAGCAUCAGUCCUACCCAGAUACUUCUGGAAAUGGUUGAAACUGUUACUGAAACAGAGAGUACAAGUAUAGAUGAUUCGAUCAGUCUGGAUAAUUCACACGAGAGUGAUGGUGAUGGAAAGCAAGAGGCCUCUAUAGGGGUGAUGGAUAAGGGGAGCACUUCUGAAGCUGCUGGAUGUUGUGCUGUCAUUGCACAGGGCAAUACUGAUUGCCAGAUCUUGGACACGGCAGGUCACCCAGCUCAUAGUGCGCAGAUGGAACUAAAAGCAGCUGAAGCAGUUGAAAAGCAGGGACCAUCCAUUAGGCAGAAGGUGGUGAAACGAGGCCCAAAACCCAAGACAGGCCAUGUGCUCUGUGACAAGCACAGCAUUGCGACACAUGUCAAAAAGGUCCAUGUGAAAGAAAUGAACUUCUCCUGUCAGCCCUGCUCUUAUGCUUGUGUAGCUAAGAGUGAUUUUGAAAAACACUGUUCAAGCAACAAGCACAAAACAAGAGUGGAGGGCGCUAAUGCCCUGGCAACUGGGGGUGCCAUUGAUAAGUUAGAAAAUGCUUCAAAGACGGCAGCCCCUGUGCCAAGCAAGGACUCUGAUAGGGUGAUUGCUCUCCAGCUUCGGCCAAAGGCUCAAAGCGAUCGCUUCCGUAACCGUACUCGCAACGAUGUAGCAUCCAAUGGAAAUGAGAAAACGGUCUCCACGGGUGAUGAGCAAGAAGCUAAGGAAGGAAACCUGGGAGACUCAUUCCAAGAGUGCAUUGAGAAAUCUUCCAGUGAGGACCAGUUACUUGAUGAUGAUGCAGAAAGGAUCAAGGAAUUGGACCCUGGAGCAAAGCAGUCUGCUGGAUCUGAUGGGGUCACAGAGAGUGACGUAAGUGGAAGUGUGGAGAUUGCUGAGAGGAGCAACCUGAAGAAAAGACGAGGCAGACCAAAGGGGUUCACUAUGACUACUUGUCAAUACUGUGGGCUGGUGGCUUCCAAUGCCACAAACCUUAGUGUCCACAUAAGGCGCAGGCACAGCCGUGAGUAUGGCUUUGCAUGCAAAGUGUGCAACUACUCUUGCGUGACCAAAGGUGACAUGGAUCGCCACUGUGCUACCAAGAAACAUAUGAAGCGUAUGGAGCUUGCCAGUGAUAGUCAGUCACAGGACUGUGAGGUAGACUCUAUUAGUGUGGUGGAAGUCCUCCACAGCAAGGUACUUGUCACAGGGGAUCAGCAUAGUGUGGGAGGGGCUGUAAAAUCAAAAUGCCAAGAGGCAGCAUCCACCAAGUCAACCCGGGAGGGCAAUCCAUCCCAGCUCCACGAUGAAUUGCAGGCUCAGAUGGGUGACAUGGAAUCCAGAUUAGUUGAUCAGGAGGACACAAUGCAAGAGUCAACCAGCCCAGCGGAAAAGAAGGGAAAGUAUGACACAAUCAACACCUGUACCUACUGUGGCUUUGUGGCCCACUCCCUCCCAUCCCUUGAGCUCCAUGUCAAGCGGAAGCACACUCUGGACUUUGAGUUUGUAUGCCUGGCAUGCAACUACUAUGCCGUCACCUGCAGGGAGAUGUCACGCCAUGCUGCAACUGACAAGCAUAGACAAAAGAGUCAGUCCUACCUAGGCCUCAUUGAGACUAAUGAGGGUGAUGCAACUGAAAGGGAUGUGAGUGGAGAGGCUGGGUCCCAGACUAAUUCUGGAGGCCAGGAUGUAACACUUUUAAGGACCCCUGGUAUGCUAGGGGCUGCCUCCCAUGUAGACCGUGAGACAGAUGCAGAGACCCAUCCGGGUCAGUCCAGCCCUAAUGGAGAUGUUGCAGCUUUGUGUAGUGUGGAGGAGACUGUCAACCAGUCCAAACAUGGCACUGAGGCAAAUGUUGAGGGGGAAGCGGUGGCAGGAGGGGACAGUGUAGAAGAAGCUGAUGUGAGUCAGGAAAGUAUCCUGUCUGAGAAGGAUCCAGAAAAAGUUGAGCUGAAGGGUCACGAAGGCCAGACUGUGCCAGUACUGGACUUGCCCAGCACCGAAGUUUCCAAAGGCUCCAUAGCAGACCCUGCUCCGGAGUCUGCUGGUGACCUCAGAGGCGAGGCUGACUCUGAAAUGGAGGAUGAUGGUGCGCUAGAGGGUUCCUCAGAUGCCGACCCAGAGAUAGCUGAUGGGAAUGGGGACAGUGCAUCCAAGAUGCUCAGGGCGCUUCCUUUUGAUGCAUCCAUUGUUCCCUUCAGAACCAUGUUUGAGGGUGUUGCCUCAGUGACAGCUAAGAAGAAGGCACCUUCCCAGGGGCGUGCUGCAACUGCGGCAAGCUCUCUGAAGAAGACAAAGGCACCUGCAAGCUCUUCUGGAACAGCAAAAGGAGGUGGGUCUGCACGUAUCAGGUGUGAUGACUGUGGCUUCAUGGCGGACGGCCUGAGUGGGCUGAAUGUGCAUGUCUCUAUGAAGCACCCUUCGAAGGACAAGCACUUCCACUGCCUGCUCUGUGGCAAGUCCUUCUACACUGAGAGCAACCUGCACCAGCACCUGACCAGCGCUGCCCACCUUCGCAACGAGCAGGCCAGCAUUGAGGAGCUGCCUGAAGGGGGCGCCUCAUUCAAGUGCGUGAAGUGCAGCGAGCCCUUUGUUACUGAGCAGGACCUCUUCACCCACAUCAAGGAGAAGCACGAGGAGCUCUUGCGGGAGGUGAACAAGUAUGUCCUGGAGGACACGGAGCAGAUCAACAGGGAGCGUGAGGAGAACCAAGGCUGCGUGUGCAAGUACUGCGGCAAGGUGUGCAAGAGCAGCAAUUCCAUGGCUUUCCUGGCGCACGUUCGCACACACACAGGAUCCAAACCAUUCAAGUGCAAACUCUGUGAUUUUGCUACCGCCCAGCUGGGAGAUGCUCGCAACCAUGUCAAGAGACACCUGGGUGUGAGGGAGUACAAGUGCCCUGUCUGCGGGUGGGCGUUUGUGAUGAAGAAGCACCUGAACACACACAUGUUAGGAAAGCACGGCGUGGGACAGCCCAAAGAAAGGAAGUUUGAGUGCGAGCUGUGUGACCGCUCCUUCAGUGAGAAGUGGUCGCUGAACAACCACAUGAAGCUGCACACGGGGGCCAAGCCGUACAAGUGCACCUGGCCCGCCUGCCACUACUCCUUCCUCACCAUGUCCGCCAUGAAGGACCACUACCGCACCCACACAGGAGAGAAGUCCUUCCUGUGUGACCUCUGCGGCUUCGCCGGGGGGACGCGCCACGCCCUGACCAAGCACCGGCGACAGCACACAGGAGAGAAGCCGUUUAAGUGCCAGCUCUGCAGCUUCGCCUCCACCACGCAGUCGCACCUGACCCGGCACCGGCGCGUCCACACGGGGGAGAAGCCCUACCACUGCCCCUGGUGCCACUACAGAUCUAACUGUGCUGAGAACAUCCGCAAGCACAUUCUCCACACGGGCAAGCACGAGGGCGUGAAGAUGUACAACUGCCCCAAGUGCGAGUACGGAACCAACGCCCCCAUGGACUUCCGGAACCAUCUGAAAGAACUGCACCCCGACAUCGAGAACCCCGAUCUGGCGUACUUACACGCAGGAAUCGUCUCCAAGUCGUUCGAGUGCCGUCUGAAGGGUCAGGGCGCCACCUUCGUGAAGGCGGAGGCCACCUUCGCGGCCGAGGAGGGCUCGCCGGAGGAGGCUCCCCAGGACGGCACGGAGGAGCCGGCCGUGCAGCAGUUCAUCAUCAUCCAGGGCUACGGCGAGGACUACGCCGUGGACCAGGCCCUGGAGCAGUCGGCCGCCGCCACGCUGCAGACGCUGGCCAUGGGGGGGCAGGUGGCCGAGGUGCUGCACAUCACCGAGGACGGCCAGGUCAUCGGGGGCGGGACCGCCGACGCCCACCAGCUGGCGGCGGGCGGGGCCCAGUUCGUCCUGGUGGAGUCGGAGGAGGUGGGGCCGGUGCUGGGCCGGCCCGAGGGGGCGGGGGCCCCCGGAGGACACGCCCCCGAGACGUCCAGCGCCCUGGACGCGCUGCUGUCCGCCGUCACCGAGCUGGGCGCGGCCGGGCGCGGCCGAGGGGGCGGGGCCGGGGGGGAGGCCCAGGGAGGUGCGGGGGCGCUGGCCACGAAGGAGGAGCGGGCCAAGGAGACGCGUAAGGAGGAGGAGGAGGUGGUGGAGGGGGUGGUGCAGGAGGUCCUGCAGUUCGCCGCCAGCCAGCUGAUGAUGAAGGAGGGCCUGACGCAGGUGAUCGUCAACGACGAGGGCACACAUUACAUCGUCACCGAGCUGGACAGCUCCACCCUGCAGGUGGAGGGCACCGUCUACACCCAGAGCGAGGCCAGCGGGGGGCAGGAGGGCGAGGAGGGGGCGGAGCAGGCCCUGGGCGGGCUGGUGGUGUACUCGGAGGCCCCCUGCCAGGACGCCGUGAUGGAGGAGUGAGGGGCUGCCGGGGGUGUCGGGAGCUGGAGGAGCGGCAGACCUCCUGGAGACCAGCUCCAGUUCUCACUCAUCAUUGGAAGGCGGUCAGGGGCGGGUAUAUGAGUAGACCUGGUCUAGGGUCAGCGGAAAGCUGGGCACAAAUAAAAGCUCUCCCAGAGAUUCGUUUUAUAAUAACCAUUGACUAUUUUUCCCAAAAACAACAAAUAAAUGUAAAGCUCUGUUUGGACGUGCGUGUUAAAUGGUAAUUGUACGGUGAGCCGCUCGCCGUUUCCCAGCCGACGGCCCCAGGUGUCCUUUAAAGCACUGGGGAUCCACGCUGUGGUCUUUAUUCUCCUUCAGCCUGUUAUGCAAUCAUGGCCGAUUGUACUUUUGAUGGUAUCUCCGGGCUAUUUUUUCUCCCAAUAUUUAAUUGCUUCUUUGAUGAAUAACUCAGGCUAACUUUAAUUUCUGUGGUAUGGCACAACUUGAAAAAAUUAGCCAAUUACCCAGGGAAAUGACCAUAUUCACAAAAGGAGCGAUUAGGAAUUAGCCGAUAAUUUGGUUUACAAGCAUAUCGGGGUGCUUCCAAUGCAAGAAGAAUCGCCUGAAGAUCUUCAGUACAUGUGGAGAGCUGUGGUUUUACCAUUAACUGUAGAAAUACUGCUUUCCUUAAGAUGUGUUUUUAGCAAAUGAAAAAAGUACAUCUGUAAAAUGUAAUAUGGGAGGAAAUGCUUUCCGUUCUAUUUGUUACAGUCAUUAUCUACAGUGUUGUGUGCGUUCUAAAGUGAGUUAACACAUACGCAUAGAUUUAUUUUUUCUUAAAAGCCAGCAGAAUCUUUUUUGUUUUUUUUUAACUGAAACCAUCUUCAUCUAUGUUAACAAUGGCUGUUUUUCUCUUUUUGGUUUCUGGUGUUCUGUUUGCCGUUUCUAUGGUCUGUUGUUAUUGUGUGUGGUUUUUUUUUGUUUUUUUAAAGCUCUGGGACUGAGCAAAAGCGGCAGCUAACGGCUAACAGCUAACUGUAUCUAUAAGCACCCCAACAGCACGCUGAACUCAGGGAAGCGCACUCCUAAUUUUCCCGAAUAAAAAAGACGUGUUUCACCUUCACGUGUUUUCACAAAGGUCCUGGCAGAUCGGUCUCAAACAACAGGGGAGUCUAAUCCAACUUCACUACAGUAGUUGGAUGUUAUUUUAUUUUAAGGGAAAAAAGGAGAAAAAAAACAGGUGCAAGUUCUACAUAGUACAAAUGCUUAGUGUGUAUUAUUAUAAGUUUGCCUGUUUUCUCGUAGUGAAAAUAUGACUGAAAACUAAAGAUCAGAUCAAAGGCUUUAUUUAAAUUUUAUGAUUACUGCAAAGCACGUUGUUGUUUAGUAUGAGUUUGGGGUGGGGGAUGGGCGGUGGGUGUGUCCGAAUGCCGUUUUUCAAUGAGAAUUAUUAAAAUAAUCGUUCAUAAAUAAA